Ostreococcus lucimarinus CCE9901 is the source of this 1047-nucleotide messenger RNA. RefSeq lists its product with no specific name. The transcript has a single exon. Lineage: Eukaryota; Viridiplantae; Chlorophyta; Mamiellophyceae; Mamiellales; Bathycoccaceae. Gene Ontology annotation, molecular function: SUMO activating enzyme activity. The record is from RefSeq and is a predicted model, not a curated record. Gene Ontology annotation, cellular component: SUMO activating enzyme complex; cytoplasm. Gene Ontology annotation, biological process: protein sumoylation. The coding region runs from base 1 to 1047 and encodes 348 amino acids.
AUGCCCGCGCCGAACGCGUCGGCCGCCGACGCGCUGACCGAGCUCGAACUGCGCGUGUACGACCGGCAGAUUCGCGUGUGGGGCGUGGAGACGCAGCGCCGACUCGGUCGCGCGUCCGUGCUCGCGUGCGCGGGGGCGACGACGACGCGCGCGACGACGACGACGCGCGUCGGCGCGCUCGCGGAGACGCUCAAGAACGUCGCGCUCGCGGGCGUCGGACGCGCGGUGAUCAGGGACGACGCGGGCGAGCGCGCGGAGGCGUCGCGCGGCGAGGAUGGGAAUUUUUUAAACGCGGCGUCGACGCGCGACGACGACGCGGACGACGUCUCGGUCUCGCGCGCCGAGGCGAUGGCGACGACGCUGCGAGAGAUGAACGCGUUCGGUGAAUUCGAGGCGUCGACGCCGAACGGGCGCGCGCUCGCGGACGACGCGGAAGCCUUGGACGGGAUCGAGGGGUUCGACGCCGUCGUCGUCGCGGAGAUGGGAUUGGAGCGCGCGAUGCGCGUGAACGAGGCGUGCAGGCGACACGGGAAGCCGUUUUUCGCCGCGUUUAGCGGGGCGUCAGCGGCGUGGUUCUUCGCCGAUCUCGGCGACGCGUUCGAGUACGCGGAGGGAGACGAAGUAAAAAUCGCGCCUCGAGGCGCGACGCUGCGACGAGCGCUCGACGCCGCCGAGGCGGAUUUCGGGCGCGUUAAGCGGCGGUCGCCGCGCAUGCCGCUCGCCGUGCGCGUCGUCGCCGAGUUCGAGCGCGCGCACGGGCGCGCGCCGACGAUGGAGGAUUGGGACGCCCUGGACGCGCUGCGCGUCGAGUUGCCGACGCGAUUCGGCGCGAGCGCCGACUGCGUCGACGCCGAGCACGUGCGCGCUUUGGUGUCGGGAGAGCGCGAAUUUCCCGCGAUAAACGCCAUCGUCGGCGGGGUGCUGGCGCAAGAGAUUUUGAAAUCCAUCAGCCGCAAGGGCGCGCCGUGCGUCAAUCUGUUCACGUUCGACGUCGCGAGCGGGCAAGGCGCGACGUACGACUUGGGCGGCGGCGAAACGGCGCGCUAG